Microthlaspi erraticum is the source of this 213-nucleotide messenger RNA. NCBI's taxonomy places the organism in Eukaryota, Viridiplantae, Streptophyta, Magnoliopsida, Brassicales, Brassicaceae. The record is from the annotation of a GenBank genome assembly.
AUGGCAUCGAAUGCGGCGGUACCUUUCUGGAGAGCGGCGGGGAUGACGUACAUCACCUACUCCAACAUCUGCGCGAAUCUCGUCAGGAACUGUCUCAAGGAACCUUUCAAGGCUGAAUCCAUCAAUCGCGAGAAGGUUCACUUCUCCCUCUCCAAAUGGGCUGAUGGAAAAGCCCAGAAACCAGUUCUGCGCUCAGACCAACCUGAAGUUUAA